GUGUGGGAUCGUAGAACCACGGGAUGGGUUCGGUGUGAAGGGACCUCAGACUCCAUCCAGUCCCACCACGGCCAUGGGCAGGGACACUUCACACUGGAUCAGGGGCUCCAAGCCCCAUCCAACCUGACCUUCAACACCUCCAGGGAUGAGGCAGCCACCACUGCUCUGGGCAACCUGGGCCAGGGCCUCCCCACCCUCACAACAAAACAUUUCUCCCCAAGAUCUCAUCUCCAUCUUCCCUCUUUCAGCUCCAAACACUUCCCCUCAUCCUGUCCCUGCACUCUCCGAUCAAGAGCCCCUCUCCGGCUUUUCUGGAGCCCCUUUCAGUCCUGGAAAGCUGCUCUAAGGUCUCCCAAGAGACUUCUCUUCUCCAGCCUCACGCUGAGGAGGGCCUGCUCUGUUGUCUGCAACACCGAAUAACCCAGGACUAUGAGCACAUCUUGCCAGAAUGGUGCUCAGGGUGGGAGCCAUGGACCCCAGACAAGGCCAGUCGUGGAGGCAGAGGAGAAUCUGUGAUGUUCAGGGAAGCUGCCACUACAAGCCCCAGCAUUCCUCCACACACACCUCCAGCUCAGCCCCGCCCUUGUGCCCUCUUUAAUGCAGAGCUGGUGGUAACUUGGGCAUCCUAUGGGUUGUUCCCCUGCAGAGAAGUGGCUGUUGGAGUUGCUUACUUUGUGGGUGACAUCCUUUCAUUUGAAAAGACUGUUUUUGUGAUUCUUUGCCCAACCAGAGUAGGAGAAGGGUAAUCUGGGGAGGUGGUCACUUUUGGUUAACUAAAUUGUUUCCAUAAAGGAAGCAUCUCCCACCUUCAGGUGGAAUAUCAACUGCUUCUAGGAACUUGUGAGCAGCUCCAAAGUCCAGACCUGCAGCCCUGUCCCUGCCUUCCACCAUCAGUUUGCUGAUUUCUCCCCAAGACCCCAUCUCCAUCUCCCCUCUUCCAGCUCCAAACCCUUUCCCUCAUCCUGUCCCUGCACUCCCCAAUCAAGAGUCCCUCCCCAGCUUUCCUGGAACCCCUUUCAGUCCUGGAAACUGCUCUAAAGGUCUCCCUCCAGCCUUCUCUUCUCCAGGCUGAACAACCCCAACUCUCUCAGCCUGGCCUCGGACAGGAGGUGCUCCAGCCCUUGGAUCAUCUCCGUGGCCUCCUCUGCACUCGCUCCAACAGCUCCAUGUCCUCCCUGUGCUGAGGACUCCAGAACUGGACGCAGGGCUCCAGCGUCGGGGAACCGCGACCCCUGUGCCCCCCGUGUCCCCCAGCACCUCCCGCAGCAGCCGUCGCCUCCGCCUCGUUCCCCAGCUCCGGGGACAGGGGCGUCCCAGCACCACCAGCACCCCUGAGGGAUGCAGGCAUCCCAGCCACAGUGGCACGUCCGCACUGGAGCGUCGACAUGGGGCCGAGUGGCCGCGACCCCAGCCACGCCCCGUUGUCAGAGAGAUAUUCCAUAAAAAACUCAAAUCCCCGCGCAGCCCCGGCUGCUCCCGCACCCCCUCAGCUGUGGCCAGGCAUGUCCUGCGGCGCGGGGGCCACCCCAAGCCAUGGGCAACUGCACCAAGACCCCUGAGCGGAGGCUUGCCAAGGAUGGGAAGCCACGCUCCGGUCCCUCAGCUGCUGGCCCCGGGGACCCCGAUGAGGCAGGGGAUGCGACGCAAUCCCCUCCGUUGCAGAAUUACUCAGUGCUGCAGGGGCUGGUGGGGCCGGCCUGCAUCUUCCUGCGGCAGAGCAUAGCCAUCACCCAGCUGGACCGAGAGCUGCGGCCAGAAGAGAUCGAAGAGUUGAAACAGGCCUUCCGGGAAUUUGACAAGGACCGUGACGGAUACAUCAGCUACAAGGACCUGGGCGAGUGCAUGAGGACCAUGGGCUACAUGCCCACCGAGAUGGAGCUCAUCGAGCUGUCCCAGCAGAUCACUGGCGGCAAGGUGGAUUUUGAUGACUUUGUGGAGCUGAUGGGCCCCAAGAUGCUGGCGGAGACGGCGGAUAUGAUUGGGAUCAAGGAGCUGCGUGAUGCCUUCCGUGAGUUCGACACCAAUGGGGACGGGCAGAUCAGCAUGGCCGAGCUGCGGGAGGCAAUGCGCAAGCUCCUGGGGCAGCAGCUCAACUACCGGGAGGUGGAUGAAAUACUCAAGGAUGUGGAUCUUAACGGGGACGGCCUGGUGGACUUCGAAGAGUUCGUGCGAAUGAUGUCGCGCUGAGGGCAGCGCAUGCCAACACGGGAUCUGAGCCCCCGCCGUGCCUUAUGAAGAGGUGGGGGACACGGAGGAGUCACCCGGCUCUGGCUGCUGCAGCUGGAAACGUGACGGUGCAGCGUGGCACCUGGGCCAGGAGCGGGGCUGCAGCACCCGAGGUGCUCCUGCUCACCCUUGACCACGACAUGGGACACUGGGGCCAACGCUGAGUACCUUUUGGGCGUGGACUCAUCUAGGCCUUGGCUGUUGUUCCCCAAACCAAAGCUGUUCCCACUGGCCCAGGUUGCCUGAGAAGUGGUGGCUGCUCCAUCCCUGGAGGUGUUCCAGGCCAGGUUGGAUGGGGCUUUGAGCCUCUGAUCCAGUGGGAGGUGUCCCUGCCCAUGGCAGGGGGUGGAACUGGGUGGGCUUUGAGGUCCCUUCCAACCCAAACCAUUCCACGAUUCUAGGAAAUCUGAACUGUGCCGGGGACCUCCCACCCCAUCCCUCCAUCCCUGAACCCCAUGACCAGCCCUUCACACUGACCUCGCACCUUCCACACUGUGAUACAGUGAUGGUGUCACCCAUUGCAUCAUCCAUCGCGUCGCCCAUCACAUUGCUCAUCGUAUCGCCCGUUGUGUUGCCCAUCACAUCGCCCAUCAUCUCACCCAUUGCAUCGCCAAUCAUGUUGCCCAUUGUAUUGUCCAUAGUGUCACUCAUCGUGUCGCCCAUCGCAUUACCCAUUGCAUUGUCUAUCACGCUGCUCAUCAUGUCACCCAUUCUGCUGCCCAUUGUGUUGCCCAUCAUGUCGUGCAUCCUGUCACCCAUCAUGUCAUGCAUUGCGUUCCCCAUUGCGUUGUCCAUCAUAUCACCCAUUGCGUCACCCAUCACAUUGUCCAUCAUGUUACCCGUCGUGUCACCCAUGUCACCCAUUGCGUCACCCAUGGCAUUGCCCAUCACAUCACCCAUCAUGUCACCCAUUGUGUCCCCCAUGGUGUCACCUAUGGCAUCAUUCCUCACGGUGUCCCCCCCCCUCCUUCGCCUGCUUUGGGGCGGGACAAUGACCCAACGUGUCCCCUUUCCCCUUUGCAAUGAAGUUCCCUCUACUCGAGC
This is a messenger RNA of Cuculus canorus (common cuckoo), 3270 nucleotides long. RefSeq names its product calcium binding protein 2 (gene CABP2). The transcript is spliced from 9 exons. Bases 1534 to 2187 code for a protein of 217 amino acids. Lineage: Eukaryota; Metazoa; Chordata; Aves; Cuculiformes; Cuculidae. Gene Ontology annotation, molecular function: calcium ion binding. The record is from RefSeq and is a predicted model, not a curated record.